Cydia amplana is the source of this 2122-nucleotide messenger RNA. RefSeq names its product G-protein coupled receptor 179 (gene smog). The record is from RefSeq and is a predicted model, not a curated record. The transcript has 10 exons. Gene Ontology annotation, molecular function: G protein-coupled receptor activity. Gene Ontology annotation, biological process: G protein-coupled receptor signaling pathway. Bases 75 to 1943 code for a protein of 622 amino acids. Gene Ontology annotation, cellular component: membrane. NCBI's taxonomy places the organism in Eukaryota, Metazoa, Arthropoda, Insecta, Lepidoptera, Tortricidae.
GAGCCGGUCCGCAGCAGAGCCGAAUGACAGAGAAACUUGUUGUACCCGAGAUGUGGCGGGGCUGGAGGUGAGCGAUGCGGGCGCGGUGGGCGGCGUGGGCGCUCGCAUGGUGCGCGUGCGCCGCGGCCGCGCCCGUCGAGUCGCCGCCGCCGGCGCCGCUCUGCGACCCGCUGCUGCUACGACACCCGCCGCCUAGGCCCUCGAACGUGCUGGAGCUAGAGUCAGCCGCUGCGCAUGCUGCGCGGUCGCUGUCCGAGCUGAUCGAGACCGGCGGCGCGAACGAGACGCGCGCGGCGGCGCUGGCACGCUCCGUGCUGGCCGCCCAGCUCGACCCACCGCCCGACGCCGUGGCCCUCGGCGCGCCGCAGCUUCGCCUCGGCGUGCUCUUCGUCGCCGACCCACCAAGACUGAUCAUCUUUCAACAAAACAACUCUGCAGCCCUCCAGCAAUUCUGGAAAACUUUAGCUUCCGCGUGGAACGCGAGCAACGUCGUCUGGUCGAAUGCUUGGUACUCGUGCGAAAGGGAAGACAGGGGCUGGUGGAGCGGCGCAGCGGCGGCGCGGGGAUCGGGCGCUCUCCGCGCCGCGGCCGCGCUGUUCCGACGAAUGCCUGUUAUGCCGUGCGAGGAAGCAAUGUACGAUCACAUGGGUGGGCCGCCGGCCUGUGAUCCGGACACAACGGAUUGUGAAGCCUUUCCGGCCUCGGGAUCUGACUAUCAAAAUAUAGAGUACCGGUGCAAGUGCCGGCGGGGCUACUGGCACGCGAUCGGCAGCGGGUGGCUGAGCGGGUCCGCCAUCACGGAGCCGCUGCGCUGCGCAGCGUGCGGCAUGGGCAGCAGCGACGAGGCGCAGUGCGACGGGGAGAUGUUCCACGCCACGCUGCUGGCGGUCAACCUGGCCGGCAUGCUCGUGUGCCUCGUCAUUGGCCUUAUUAUAUUCAGAAAGAGGAAGUGCAAAGCCGUCGCAAUGUGCAUGUGGACUGUGCUAGAGGUGGUGUUGCUUGGGGCUCUAUUGAUGUAUGGAUCCGCAGCGACGCAAUACAUCAAGGAGCCGCGGUGGCGCUGCGUGGCGGGCGCGUGGCUGCGCGAGCUGGGCUUCGUAGCGUGCUACGGCUCAGUAGUGCUGCGGCUGUGGGUGCUGCUGGCUGAGUUCCGGACAAGGAAGGCGCACCGGUGGACUCCCAGGGACUCUGAGGUGCUCCGAAUAGUAGGCGCAAUGCUCUGUGGCGCUACGUGUUAUUUAGCAGCCUUUACCGCGACAGCGGCGUGUGAGCGAGAAGGCUGCACCAAUGCGGCUUGGCAUCACGUCACCGCUGGUGCUGAACUACUACUGCUAGCCGCUGGAGCUAGGAUCGCUUAUGCGGCGAGGAACGCAAAUGUGCCCUUCCAGGAACGCGGCUGGUUGGCGACCGCGCUGGCAUGCGAGUUUUUUAGUGGGCUAGCGUGGCGCGGCGCAGCGUUGGCGGGCGCGGCGCCCGAGCAGGAGCCGCUGGCCGCCACGGCGCGCGCGCACGUCUCCUCCGGCGCCGCGCUGGCGUGCGUGCUCGCGCCGCGCCUGUGGCAUGGAUACCGCGCGCGAUCGCUCGCGCAGGAGGUGUCUCGCAGAGGCCCAGCAGAGGGCUUCGGUGUAGAAGGCGAGGAGGAGCCCACUUCAGAGGAAGUGAGGGCCGAGCUGAAGCGGCUCUACGUGCAGCUAGAGAUCCUCAGGAACAAGACGCUCCGGCGGGACAACCCUCACAUUAGCAAACGCAGGGGCGGACGCAAGCCGCCGCACAGGCGGUUUUCCUUACAGGCCUUGCAGGCGCGGCGAGGCGGCAAGGGCAAAGCCGGCGGCAGCGCCAGCGCCGUGGAGGCCAGCGAAGCCGGCGACGCGUCCCGCACGCCCGAGGACUCCGUGUGCUCCAACGAGGGCCCCUCGCACUACACCGACUGCGACCAGACGUGAUCCCGCCGCCGCGACGGGAACUCGUCCAGUCGCUCCACGGCCAACGGCUACGGCGACCUGCUGGAGGUUUGAAGACUCGGGUUGCGCAUCACCGUGUGUUGGUUCCAAAUUCGGACAAUUGCAAAAAUUUGGUGGUUGUAUUUCACUUAUUAACCGUCGAAGUACUUUUCGAAAAUGCG